UUGAAGGAUGAUGUGCGAAUAUUAGCCUGGACCACUGAAUCAGCCUGUUUUGCUAAUUCUAGUAACUGCAGGGACCUUAGUGAAAAGAGACAAAGAGAUAAUGUUCUCUAUCGUGAUUCCCUACGUGGGCACAAAUCAAUCGAUUUGCUUCACAGAACCACCGCCUGGAUGGUUCGAGCCACGCCGGAGGGACACCACGAUGUUGGUCACCGCGGACCGCGCCGACAAAUCCGCGGGGUGGGGAGCAGCGUGCAGUGCCAUGUGGUCGCUCUCGCGGGCAUCACCAGUGGAGAAUCCUCACUGGUGAGAUGCAGGCCGUAAAGCAGCGCGGCCACAGCGAGGCACGCGAGGGCGAGGCCUCGGCGCGGACGGGUGCAGCGGUGCCAAAUGCGCGGGCGGGCGCAGCGCGCGAGGGCGAGGGGGGCGGACGCGGUGCCGUUCGCGAGCCCGAGUGCCGCGGGGCUCCGUGAGCCGGAGCGGCCGGAGUGGCCGUUCGACGGAGUCGGGGACGGCAGGCGCGGCGGCGCGGCAGCGUCGCCCGGGACACGCGCGACCGUCGGCAACCUCUAGAGCGGCACACCGGCUUCUGCUUCAACAACCGCUGGGGUCGGAGGCUGCAGCGGCGGAUCAUGACGGGAAAGUCGUACUGGUGCAGGGGGCAUACUACCCAGCCAUGCACCGAGCACCAGACCGGCGGCGGCGGAGCCGCCAGCGCCGGGUCGAUGCCCCCAUCGGCCUCGAGCCUUGGUGCAGCCGGACCGGCCAGAAGCCGGGCGGGCACAUCGGGCUGCAUAGGCUGGUUCGACUUCGACGGCCCCGCGCCGUUCCGGUGGUUGCGACGGAGGUCCUGGCGGCGCUGGUUCCAACCUCCACGCCGGAAGCGGCGGAGGUCGCGCACACGAUGCUCGAAGCGGCGGCCACGGCCAUCGAUGCAAAGGAGGCGAAGAAACAGGGACAUCGGAACUCGAGGCAUGGUUCCGUUUCUCACCUUUUCCCUGUUCUCCUUGUCUUCUCGUCGGAAUUGCUCUCGCCGGAGCGCGUGCUGAUAACGUGUUAAAAGAAAAGAGAGACAAUUGACAAGUAGUGGAAUCGCUGUUCUCAUUGAUUGGGUUUGUUACAAUAUAUACAUCCCGUAGGGACGCGACGAUACAUAAGGACACGAAGGGAGAGGCGCGUCGGUUGCCUGUUGGCAACGCCAUGGCAGUUAACAAGGGGAGAAUCCCUUUCAAUUAAACAUGUGUGUUUAAUUCUAACACCAAGCAUGCACGUACCAACAUGUAUUUAAAUUCAUCUGGGAGUAGUAUUACUCAUAUUCAUGCAUCUUAGACCUACCAUACCUCACCUGAUCAACGCGCUUACACCUGAUGAUCCUAGCUUGAACCAAUCCAUCCCCUAUAUAUUUUGACAUAGUGGCAUCAACGAUCUUACAGCACAUUCUAUCGUGCAGCCAUUUCUCUCUACCACUUCCUUGGAUCCUAUCAAAUUUCUCUCUAGUGCUAACUUCUAGCUCCGAUCUUUUCAGUUAGCCAGCUAGUCGGUCAACAUUUAAUCCAUGGGGGCUAAAGUUCUUAUCCUGAUCACCGUGACCGUGGCCAUGCUCCGGAUGGUGCUCAGCGCCAGUCUCACGGUGGGUGUGCCGGCCGGAUCAUGGGACCUGCAGACCAACUACACCAUGUGGGCUUUGAGAACUAGGUUUACCAUCGGCGAUGAGUUCCAGUUUCAGUACUCCACCACCGUGCACAAUGUGGUGGAGGUGAGAAAGGUUGGGUACGACGCCUACAACAGCUCCAGCCCCAUCGCGAUGUUCCUAACCAGCAACGAUGUCGUCCCACUUGCAGCCAUUGGGAUGCGGUACUUCAUUUGCGGCGUCCCAGGGCAUCGCGUCGCCGGUAUGAAGGUUCAAGUCAACGUGAAGUCGAAGGCAGUGUGGACAGUACGACGGUGCCGAGGGACGGGGAAGCGGCUCCGGUGCCGGUCCGAGACUAUCUUAAGCUCGGCCAUGACGGCUGGCAUUGAUCAGUCUGCGAUGGCGCGACUAGGUCUGGCCUUUGUCGCGGCUGGUCUCGUGUUGUUCUAUUAGUGACCAUCGAUAAUGGUGCUUUUUUCUUCUUAACGCGA
Triticum dicoccoides is the source of this 2118-nucleotide messenger RNA. RefSeq names its product uclacyanin 1-like. Gene Ontology annotation, molecular function: electron transfer activity. Gene Ontology annotation, cellular component: plasma membrane. Bases 1553 to 2080 code for a protein of 175 amino acids. The record is from RefSeq and is a predicted model, not a curated record. Lineage: Eukaryota; Viridiplantae; Streptophyta; Magnoliopsida; Poales; Poaceae. The transcript has a single exon.